Messenger RNA from Vidua macroura (Pin-tailed whydah), 2145 nucleotides. It is a transcript of the gene CCNL1, whose product is annotated as cyclin L1. The transcript has 11 exons. NCBI's taxonomy places the organism in Eukaryota, Metazoa, Chordata, Aves, Passeriformes, Viduidae. Gene Ontology annotation, molecular function: cyclin-dependent protein serine/threonine kinase regulator activity. Bases 273 to 1817 code for a protein of 514 amino acids. Gene Ontology annotation, biological process: regulation of transcription by RNA polymerase II. The record is from RefSeq and is a predicted model, not a curated record. Gene Ontology annotation, cellular component: nucleus.
GCUCCUGCGGUGACUCCGUGCUCUUCCAGCCUUAUCCGGCACCAUUCCCGCUCCCUGGUGGUUGUGCGCUGGUUUACGCCUGCUCCCGUUCCUGUCCCGGUUCCCGGUUCCCAUUCCCGGUUCCCAUUCCCGGUUCCCGGGGCGUGUCCCGCGGACUCUUUUUUUUUUUUUUUCCCGGCGGCGCUGGCGCGUGCGUCACGCGCGGGGCCGCGCAGUCGGCGCGCGGCCGCUGCCGGGAGCGGAGCCGGACUCCAGCGCCCGCUCACGCCGCCAUGGCCGCCGCGCACCCGGGCCCCGCCGCGCCCGCCCCGCCGCCGCCUCCUCCUCCUCCCGCCGCCGCCCCUCCGGGCAUCCUCAUCGGCGACCGGCUCUACUCCGAGGUGUCGCUGACCAUCGACCACUCGCUGAUCCCCGAGGAGCGGCUCUCGCCCACCCCCUCCAUGCAGGACGGGCUGGACCUGCAGUGCGAGACCGACCUGCGCAUCCUGGGCUGCGAGCUCAUCCAGGCGGCAGGCAUCCUGCUGCGGCUGCCGCAGGUGGCCAUGGCGACGGGGCAGGUGCUGUUCCAUCGGUUCUUCUACUCCAAGUCCUUCGUCAAGCACAGCUUCGAGAUUGUUGCUAUGGCCUGCAUCAAUCUCGCGUCCAAAAUCGAAGAGGCGCCUCGUCGGAUAAGGGACGUGAUCAACGUGUUCCAUCACUUGCGGCAGUUAAGAGCAAAAAGGACUCCAAGCCCCCUGAUACUUGAUCAGAACUACAUAAACACCAAAAAUCAAGUAAUCAAAGCAGAAAGAAGGGUACUGAAGGAGUUGGGAUUUUGUGUUCAUGUCAAGCAUCCUCAUAAGAUCAUUGUUAUGUAUUUACAAGUCCUAGAAUGUGAACGUAAUCAAACCCUGGUACAGACAGCCUGGAAUUACAUGAACGACAGCCUCCGGACGAACGUGUUUGUUCGCUUCCAGCCGGAGACCAUCGCGUGUGCGUGCAUUUACCUCGCUGCUAGAGCCCUGCAGAUCCCGCUGCCUACCCGUCCCCACUGGUUCCUGCUCUUUGGCACCACGGAAGAGGAGAUUCAGGAGAUCUGCUUAACAACUCUGAAGCUUUAUACCAGAAAGAAGCCCAAUUACGAAUUUCUGGAUAAAGAAGUAGAAAAGAGGAAAAUGGCACUACAGGAGGCAAAACUGAAAGCAAAAGGUUUAAAUCCAGAUGGAACUCCAGCACUCUCAACACUGGGUGGCUUUUCUCCUGCAUCCAAACCAUCUUCCCCAAGAGAAGUAAAAGCGGAGGAGAAAUCUCCAGUGUCUGUGAAUACCAAAACCAUUAAAAAAGAGCCGGAGGAGAGGCAGCAAACCUCCAAGAGCCCUUACAACGGGCUGAGGAAGGAGAGCAAGAGGAGCCGCAGCAGCCGAAGCGCCAGCCGCUCCCGCUCCCGGACAAAGUCCCGCUCGCGCUCCCACAGCCCCCGCAGGCACUACAACAACCGGCGGAGCCUGUCGGGCACCUACAGCUCCCGCUCGCGCAGCCGCUCGCACAGCCACAGCGGGAGCCCCCGGCGGCACCACAACCACGGCUCGCCCCACGCCAAGGCCAAGCACGGCCGCGAGGAGCUCAAGGGCAGCAGCAGACACGGCCACAAGCGGAAAAAGUCCCGCUCCCGCUCGCAGAGCAAAUCCCGCGAGCACUCGGAGGCGGCCAAGAAGCACCGGCACGAGCGCGGCCACCACCGGGAGCGGCGCGAGCGCUCGCGCUCCUUCGAGCGCUCCCACAAGGGCGGCAAGCACCACGGCAGCGGCCGCUCGGGCCACGGCCGGCACCGCCGCUGAGCCCUCGGGCUGGGGGCUGGGCCAGCCCUGGCACGGAGCCCUCAGACUGGGGCUGGGCCAGCCCUGGCACUGGCACCGAGCCCUUGGGCUGCAGAGCUGGGCCAGUCCUGGCACCGGCACCGAGCCCUUGGGCUGCAGAGCUGGGCCAGUCCUGGCACCGGCACCGAGCCCUCGGACUGCGGGGCUGGGCCAGUCCCGGCACUGAGCCCUCGGACUGCGGGGCUGGGCCAGUCCUGGCACUGGCACCAAGCCCUCAGACUGGGGCUGGGCCAGUCCUGGCACUGGCACCGAGCCCUCGGGCUGCAGGGCUGGGCCAGUCCCAGCACCG